Messenger RNA from Camelina sativa (false flax), 1749 nucleotides. Lineage: Eukaryota; Viridiplantae; Streptophyta; Magnoliopsida; Brassicales; Brassicaceae. The record is from RefSeq and is a predicted model, not a curated record.
AUGGUGGUUGUAGCUCGUGGUAUCAGAAAACCCACUCGAUCGAAGUCAGGAGAAAUUUCCGCUGCUCGCAAGCCGUCGCGAUCUACUGGUGAUGUCGACUCUCCUCCGAACUCUCCUCCAGUUACUAGAUCUCGAGAUUCUAGAGUUUCGCGAGCCAUCGCACCACCGCAGUUUACAGAUCCGACGCCUUCUCCGUUUUCUAUGCACAAUGCAGAUCAUCCAGGUUUGAUUCUCGUUGCUAUUCAUUUAGAUGGAACAAACUAUGAUGAUUGGGAUGCUGCUAUGCGUAUUGCUUUGGAUUCAAAACGAAAACUCGGAUUCGUAGAUGGUAGCUUAUAUCGUCCUGAUGAAUCAGACCCAAGCUUCGCUCUAUGGUCGUGUUGCAAUAGUAUGGUGAAAUCAUGGUUGCUUAACUCUGUUUCUCCAGAUAUUUAUCGAAGUAUUUUGCGAUUAAGAGAUGCUUCUGAUAUAUGGAAUGAUUUGUAUAGUCAUUUUCACAUGAGUGACUUGCCGAGGACAUUUAAUCUCACUCAAGAGAUUCAAGAUCUAAGUCAAGGAUCCAUGUCAUUGAUGGUAUAUUAUACCAAGCUGAAGACGCUAUGGAGCAGUCUGGAGAACACAGAGGAACCAGAUGAACCUUGCAUUUGUGGUAAAGCUGCUCGUCUGCAACAGAAGGCAGAGAGAGCUAAGAUUGUUAAAUUUUUGGCUGGUCUUAAUGAAUCUUAUGCAAUUAUUAGGAGACAGAUUAUCAUGAAGAAGGUUCUCCCUAAUAUUGCUGAGGUUUAUAAGAUCCUUGAUCAAGAUGAUAGUCAGAAGGGUUUUACAAAUGUGGUAGUGAACCCAGCUGCUUUUCAAGUGUCUGACACUGGUCUUUCUAAUGCAUCCGAUCCAACCAUCUGUUAUAAAGAUGUUAUAAGAAGCAUGGGUUUCCUCCUGGUUUUUUCUCCGAAAGGGAAGAUGGCUGACAAGUCUCAGAAACCUCGUCAUUUAGCUGCACAAGUUGCUUUGGUUAACACUGAAUCUGAUGAUACACCAUCUACCUUGGAGGAUAUGGUUGGAGGGAUGAGUAAGGAUCAAAUAAAAAAGUUCAUCGCCAUGUUUAGCUCUCACCUUCAUGCUCAAGGUCCGAAUAACAAUACCACAGUUGCAAGUACAUCACAGUCUGAUAACAUUGGUAUUGCUUUCUCGCCUUCCACUUAUUGUUUCGUUGGUAUUUUGACUAUUGCUCAACAUGCUCUUUCAAUGCAUUUGCCAACUGGUCCUACUGUGCAGAUCAGUGGUAUUGGUACAAUACAGAUUAACAAACACAUUAUUCUUAAGAAUGUGUUGUUCAUUCCGGAGUUUAGACUGAAUUUGUUGAGUAUCAGUUCUCGGACUGAUGAUCUCGGUUUCAAAGUGAUUUUUGAUACAUCUACUUGUGAAAUCCAGGAUCCUAUCAAGGUCCAGAUGGUUGGUCAGGGUAAGAGGAUAGCAAACUUAUACAUACUCGAUGUUGGAGUCUUUUCUAUCUCAGUUAAUGCAGUGGUGGACAUCAGUUUGUGGCAUCGAAGACUUGGUCAUGCAUCUUUGCAGAGGUUGGAUACUAUCUCAGAGUCAUUGGGAACUACUCGACACAAGAAUAAAGGAUCAGAUUAUUGUCAUGUUUGCCAUCUCGCUAAACAGAAGAAGUUGUUUCUCCCUUCUCCAAAUAAUGUUUGUAAUGAAACCAUUGAGUUGUUACAUAUUGACAUUUGGGGCCUUUCUUUGUAG